Messenger RNA from Colletotrichum scovillei, 2357 nucleotides. RefSeq lists its product as uncharacterized. The coding region runs from base 137 to 478 and encodes 113 amino acids. NCBI's taxonomy places the organism in Eukaryota, Fungi, Ascomycota, Sordariomycetes, Glomerellales, Glomerellaceae. The record is from RefSeq and is a predicted model, not a curated record. The transcript has a single exon.
CCUGACAACGCAAGUCCUCAUCCUCCUCCCUGGACCGGACGCAAGAGGGAAAAUCUCUCACCAUCACGUACAUCCGUGUUGAGUUGCAUCACACCCAAGGUCAUCCACCGGGGUUGUUGCGUGAAUCCUCCCACUGAUGGCCAGCAGACAUCUUCGAACUCCACCCGAGCUACAUCGAGAGGUUCGGACUGACACAUCAAAAUUCUCCUUCCGCGUUGAGAAGACCUCGCAGCCAUCUCAAGAAAGAAACCAUGUCCUUGUCAGGACUGCGGGUGAACUUGACCGCUGGCUCUCAAACAGGAAAGUUGUCGGGGCCGACGUGCGCGCAUACAUCCAUUCAUCCAUCCAUCCAUCCAUCCAUCCAUCUCAUCACAUCCAAGCAUCGAUAACAUCCUCUUCAGGUGUAUCAACCAAGUUGGCAGAGUCCUGCAACGUGCUGCAAGGCCCCACCUCGCAACUCGUGGGACCUAGCUUCUAGGUGUGGUGCUUCAUGCAAGCACUUUCAACCUAGUUGCAAGUUACCGCGUUAAUCUUUACAACCAAGUCCAAGUCCACAAAUGACAUCGAUCUAACGCCCACGGCCCGGCCUGCGGAGUGGGCCCUCGACUGCCGGUGGGCGGGGUGGAACUUGGUUGUCACGAUUAACUACCUUCUCGGCCGAGCUUAGGAACAUCUGGCCGCCGGAAUACGAGACCGCAAACGAAAGCAACGCAGCGUUUCAUCGCCUGCUGGCUACCGACAUAAAGGCACUAAUCACUGAUCAACGAUCACUGAUCGUCCACUCAGUCGCGAGUAACGACCUUUGGGGCCUCAUUGCCUUCUGCGGCGCAGCGGGGAGCUCGGGAUCGACUCGGAGGAUCCUCGAGGCUUCAAGGAUCAUGUCCUUGGAAAACGAAACCACGAGAAACGGCUCCAGACUUUCUCCAGCUGAGACCUUGUGACCGACGAAGCUGCUCUCCUCCCCUCUCCCAGGUCCAGUCUUUGCGCAAAAGGCUCUGGCGACGGGCUAGGCUUCAUCAGUGAGUGGAGGCAGGAUCCAACCCCCAGAAAGUCCAGAUCGAGAUGGCUCCAGGAUGGCUGCGACGCAAUCUAAUCAAUCUCUACGAGUGGAUUCAAGUGGUGUGAUUUUCUGCCCCCGCGAUCCGUGGGCAGCAACUGGGCCAAGCCUUGAAAGUUGGUGUUGAUGCUGGCUGGCCUUUCUCUUCGUCGAGCCGGGCCCCGGUGCAACCUAUGGGGCCGGGCAACCGUGGGGGACGAUUUAGACGCGGACAGGGCGAUUCCGUUUGCACUGCGACGUUCCGGAACUAUCCCUUGUUGAGAAGCUCUAUGUGCCGAUGCAACCUCACGUCACUCAACCGAACGCAACCAAAGGACCUAUCGAGAGGGCCCAAGAGGUGGCCAAGACACGGGAAGCACAUCAUACAACCACCUAAAGACGCGGUUCCCCUUCUUCGCGCCUAAAUUCUACAGGUCCAUGUCACAUGUGAGCGAGGCACAGUUGUUCAAAACCAGAACUUGGCAGCUUUUCGGGAAGCUGCUUGUGGAUGACAGAUGCUGAUGUAAAACCGUACAGGUAUCGCUCCUAACCGGUUUCUGUCAACCUUUUCUUGACGCUUUCUUCUUCCAUAUUGCGUGGAAAGAGGUAACAUUGGACUAGGCGAAAACAGCGCAAAGCGGGUGAUCACAUUGCAGUUGCCACAACGAGCCAUCUCCUCCGAGCCGCUGCCGCCGUCUGCAUCGGAAGCCCGACCGUAGUGGGGUCACGGAGCUGGGGGUGGGCCGGGGCGACCAGGACUGGAUUCCUCAAGGUUGCUGGUGUUUUGAACUUUUGAAGAGCUUCACACACGCACGCGCGCGCGCGGAAGAUCGGGAGACAUCGCAGGGCUUCGGUUGUUGGCUCGUUGGCCUACGACGUUGUCCUGCACUUUGUCAAGUUCUCGUCAGCAUCUUCAAGGACCGUUUCCCGCGGGAAUCCAUUGCGAUCCUGGCCUUCGGAAGCCCUGUGACGUUUACUCCGAGUCAUUUUCGAACACGCGGGAUAAGUUGUGACGUCGCUUCGUCAGCUCCCCCGGUCUCGAACACAACCGAUGUCGGACAUUUCCUCACUCAAGGUGGCUGGGAUAUUUCUGUUGCUCCCCUAUAACGCGUCAAAGGGUUGUAUGGCCUGCAACUGUAGCAAAAGCCUCAAUUCGCCAAGUCGGCGACAUUGUCCGAGUAUCAGACGGAGCAGGACCGGUCAGCGUAGGGUUCCUUGGCAUGCCAGAGGUCGUGUCGGACUUCGGAGCAGGAUCAGCUCGAAGUUAAUCGGUCGGCGAUCAGAUCUCAAUCAGAAUUGGCAACUCUAACCUGCCCAUGCA